AUGCCGCCAAUUUUUGCAGAACUGAAGAUUUUCAAGGACUUGAAAAAGAAGUGGUUGGACUUGGGGAGUACUCUACAGCAAAAGGGUGACGACUCUCUAAACUUAGUCAUAUACAAGGAACUCACCGAAACCAUCACUAUUCUUGACAAACUCACUAAGUGUUUGUCGGACAACAAGUUGGAGGGGGUUAAAAAUGAAGAUCAAAUGAUUAGUCGGGCUACGGAUCUCAAGAAGGAGAACCGGUUUUGGGCAGGAGUGGUAUUCGAGCUUCCUGAUUCUGCUACUGAUUCGCUUCCCUCUGAUGUCACCUACAAAAUCCGCAUGGACAGAAAUAUUAUCAGCAGCAAUAAGAUCUACGAUAAAAGCCCUUGGGAACCUGGUAUACCUAGAGAGGAAUCGGCCUACAUUUCGAGUGGCUUUGUGCAUCUUCAGGACAUGGUGGAGAAGGCCUUGAUUGAAAAACUCACAAACAAAACACAAAACACUGGCCUCUACAUUAAGCAAAUGCCAUACUCCUGCUACCGAACUGAUCCAUUAAUAUGGAUUUCUGAUUUUAUUCCAAUUUUCCUUGUACUGAUUUGGACCUUUAACAUCACACUGAUGAUUAAUGGCUUGGUUUACGAGAAAGAAGCCAGACUGACAGAAACGAUGAAAAUGAAUGGACUGAAAACAGGAACACUGUGGCUUGGCUGGUUCAUCAGCGGUCUUGUGCCUUUCCUGCUGAGUAUACUAUUCAUUUUCAUUCUAUGUAAGGUGUUUACCAUCAUGCCAAGCAGCAAUGGGAUGGUCAUAUUUAUUUUCCUGAUGGCAUUUGCCUCUGCCACUAUCAUGCAGUGUUUCCUCAUCAGUACUUUCUUCUCCAAUGCCAACAGGGCUGCUGCAUGUGGGGGGCUCUUGUACUUUUGCCUCUCCUUUGCAUAUAUACCAUUUAUGUCAUGGCAAAACAUCCCUAGCACAACUAAAUUUUUGGCCAGCUUUCUGUCUCACGUGGCCUUGGGUUUUGGCUUGAGACAUAUCAUUAAUUACAACCAGAUAGGAGACGGGGUUCAGUGGUCCAGUUUGCAGUCCAGUGAUGGAGACCCAUACAACCUUCUUACAUGUGUAAUAAUGCUCUAUGUGGACGCCUUCAGCUAUGCUACAGUAGCCUGGUAUAUCGACGCCGUGUUCCCCGGCGAAUAUGGUGUGCCCAAGCCUUGGAAUUUCAUCUUUAAUAUCAACUACUGGAGGAGGUUUCCACUGAAGAAUGAUAUGCCAGUCCCUACUGUUCUCAAACUGCAUAAUAAAGAUUGCAUUGAAGCAGACCCAACUAACCUGGUCCUGUGUGUCAGUAUAUGUGACCUGGUGAAAAUCUACAAAAAAGGAGGCAAGAUGGCUGUCAACCACCUCGACCUUAAGUUUUAUGAGGGACAGAUCACCUCACUUCUCGGACAAAAUGGAGCAGGAAAAACAACUAUCAUGUCUGUACUGAUUGGUCUGUUCUCUCCUACUUCGGGGACCGUGUAUAUACAAGGGAUGGACAUCCGGAAAGACAUAGACAUCAUCCGAAGGACCCUGGGAUUUUGUCCACAACAUAAUGUCCUGUUUGAUAAUAUGACAGUGCAGGAUCAUGUGUGGUUUUACGGACGUCUCAGGGGUAUGUCUGAAAAAGAAGUAAAGGCUGGCCUUAAUUCUUGGCUAAAAGAUGUUGGACUGCUGCACAAGCGUCAUGUACAGACAAAACUCCUCUCUGGUGGAAUGAAGAGAAAGCUGUCUGUGGCAAUUGCAUUUAUUGGCGCAUCAAAGGUGAUUGUUUUGGAUGAACCUACUGCAGGGAUUGACCCGCACUCCCGUCAAGGGAUCUGGGACAUACUGCUGAAAUAUCGCAAAGGCCGAACAAUAAUCCUGGCCACUCACUACAUGGAUGAGGCAGAGUUACUUGCUGAUCGUAUUGCCAUCAUCUCCCAAGGAAGGCUCUGCUGCUGUGGGUCCCUGCUAUUUCUUAAAUCUAAACUGGGGGUUGACUUCACUGUGACUCUGGUCAAAGAGGAUACAAAAUACCCCAUCUUGAAGCUGGAGCUUGGAUGCUUCUCGACAAAUCAAAGUAACAUCAGGGGAGCCAUGUUUGGUUGCAGCUGGUACUUUACCAGCUCCAAUGGCAGUUUUAACUGGUCCUAUGUCAGGAUCCAAAUCCUGGGCAACUUUGAUUUCUUGUGGCCCAUGGCUGCACUGCUGUCAAUGGUGCAGCGCUACUUUCCCAGAGCAAAGCUGAUGGAGUCAAGUCAUGAGGUGGCAAUAAAUAUACCCCAGGAAGACUACAAGAUCAGGCGCAUGGCUGUCUUCCUGUCUGAACUGAAUCAGAAUCUCAGCACAUUUGGAAUUACCAGCUAUGGCUUGUCUGACAGGUCGUGCGACGCCCUGGACCGGUGCUCGGCUUGCAGUGACCUGUCUGACGAUCCUUGUGGGGGGUUUGCGGAUGUGCCCGUUUGGGCGCCUGGAGCGCUGUGGUAUGUCGGCUCCUGCGUCCGCCUGGAGUUUGGUGAAGGCGUUGCGUCUUCGGAGCUCGGCUCUUUGUCCACCACGGGGGGCUCGUUGCCGGCUCCCCUGAUGUUUUCCAUGCUGGAGGUGCUGCGCGGCGUGUAUGCAGCUGGACUCGCCUCAUCAGCCUGCUUCGGCACCGACGAGCACUAUUUUUUCGACUCCGGCGGACCGCUUCUGGUCAGGGUGGCUACGGUCACUGGCCCGGUGACGGCUCUUGUUCUGGACCUGGUGCCGUCUUCUCCUAGCCAUCGAGCCUGUGGCUCCUCGGGCUUGCCCCCGGGAUUUUUAUCUGACCUACUUCCUGGUUCCGGAGGGGACCGGCGGUCUAUGUUGCCUCGAUCGCCGCUCCUCAUGCCAGGGUCUCUGGUGGCUCUGCAAGGAGCCAUAGCCUGGUUCUUCAGGGGGGCCCUGAGGCUCCGCACCCACAGGUAUAGUGCUGUCAUAGAACAACAGGUUAGCGACCUCCUGAGUGGAACUCAGCAAGGUGUCAUCUUGACUGGAUGGAGGCUUACAUGGCAGCAUCUGAGAGCUCUCUUCAUCAAGCGAUAUCUGUAUUUCCGAAGGGAUCUUCAAGGCAUCUUCAGUCAGCUCGACCAGGAUGUCGAACAUCACGAAGGGCAGUUCACCCAUCUCGAGAUCCACGGCGAUCUCUAUGUUCUCCUGCUGGGCAAGCUCCUGCUUGGCCUGGAUCUUCCUGACCAGGUGUCGGCCUCCACGUCCCCGACGAUGAACCCGAUGAGCUUUAGCAAGUGCAGGCACUGGGCCGGCCUAUUGCUGACCAUGAAGUUCUUUACCCUGGUCCAGUAUUUGGUGCCGCACAUGUGGCCGUGCUUGCCAAAAGAAUACUCCAUCGGCUCAGAGUUGGCCUUCCCCAUGCACACAUACUUGACCCUGUGGAUUCUUGCUGAGGAUGAUGCCCCCGCAGGAGGCGGGCAGAGCAUUACAUUGUCCACAAGAGCCUCUUGCUCUUCAAAUGUCCCUCUUCGCUUCUUCUUCAUCUAUGAGUCUGCACUGAAACAGCACCACGCAGGCGAUUGUGCUGCACGGUCCCAAGUGCAGAUAUGGCAUAACACGAAAGGCUCACAUUCGCUCGUGUCAUUUGUUAAUGUGGUGAACAAUGGAUUUCUAAGACAAACGCUCCCCGGUGGUAGUAUUACUGCCACCAAUCACCCACUGGCACUUGAGGAGAAGACUGAUGAAAGUGCGAAACACGCAAUACUAAAGGAAUUUGUCACUCGUGUCAGCAUCAUAUUUGCCAUGUCCUGUGUGCCAGCCAGCUUUGUGCUAUUCCUGAUUAGGGAAAGGGCAAGUAAAGCCAAACACCUCCAGUUUGUCAGCGGAGUCAAACCAAUAAUCUACUGGGUGGCAAACUUAUUCUGGGACAUGAUCAACUACACCCUCUCAGCUAUGAUUGUGGUACUCAUCCUUAUCAGUUUCCAGCGUGAAGAAUACAUCAAAGCCGGUAACCUGCCAGCUCUCGUCCUGCUUCUUCUCUUAUAUGGGUGGUCCAUCAUCCCCUUUAUGUACCCUAUUUCUUUUAUGUUCACCCUUCCCAGUAAGGGAUACAUUGUUUUGACCACUGUUAGCCUAGCCAUUGGAAUUAUUUCUAGCUUGGAUUUGUUUCACGACUCUACAAAGACGAAUGACAUAGAAAGAAUAUUACACAUCUUCCCCCAUUACCACUUGGGACGAGGACUCAAAAGAGCAUUGCUGCAGAUAUUUGAAGAGGUGGGGGGUCAGCCUACCAUAUAUUCUUUCAACCUGGAAUAUGAUGGAAGAAGCCUCAUUGCAAUGGCAGCAGAGAGUGUCAUCUUCUUUCUUUUCACCAUAUUGCUGGAGUACAAGUUCUUCAUCCAUAGGAGUGUACACCCUUGCCCUAAGAUCCCUCUUGUCUCAGAGGAUGAGGACGUGGCAAGGGAAAGGGAGAGAGUUGAAAGUGGUCAAGCUAAUUCGGACAUGCUCACCAUGAUAAAUCUGACCAAAAUUUACAAUGAUUACAGUACAGUAGCAGUCAAUCAACUUUGCCUUGGGAUUCCUCGUGGUGAGUGUUUUGGCCUUCUUGGUGUCAAUGGAGCAGGGAAAACUACGACAUUUUCCAUGCUGACGGGAGACACGAUGGUCAGCUUCGGAGAUGCUUUCCUCAACCACUACAGUAUCGUGCAUAAAAUGGACCAGCUUCGCCAGAUGAUGGGAUACUGCCCACAGAUUGAUGCCAUCUGGAGCCUCCUGACUGGCAUCGAACACCUGGAACUCUAUGCUCGUCUACGAGGGGUGCCUGAGGAGUCUGUCACCAAGGUAGCUCAAUUGACUGUGAAGAAGCUAGGACUGAGCAUGUGUGCCAAGCAAAAGGCUAAAGAUUACAGUGGAGGCAACAAGCGGAAGCUCAACACCGCUAUUGCCCUCAUUGGUGCUCCGCCUAUUAUAUUUCUGGAUGAACCCACCACAGGCAUGGACCCACUGGCUAAAAAGUUCAUGUGGAACUACAUCCGCUCCCUCAUGAAAGAUGGAAGAUCAGUUGUUUUGUCUUCUCACAGUAUGGAGGAAUGUGAAGCUCUCUGCAACAGAAUAGCCAUAAUGGUCAGUGGCUGUUUCGUGUGUCUUGGGUCUGUGCAACACUUGAAGAACAGAUUUGGUGGUGGCUAUAUCAUCACCUUUCGUCUGGCAGAAUCCAAAGAAGACACUUCUCAAGUCAUAAUCCUUAUGAAGGAAGUCUUUCCCAUGAUCAAGCUGAGGAAACAGUACCAUAACGUGCAGCAGUACGAGCUUCCGGCCAAUGCCUGCUCCCUGCCUCAAGUUUUUGAAAUGCUGGCCAACAUUUAUGAGGAGCUGGGCAUAAGGGAAUUCAGUGUUUCGCAGACCACGCUGGACCAGGUAUGCAAUAAAACGUUCUACUGGAUACACUUUCUAUAA
Molecule: messenger RNA, 5427 nt
Organism: Nerophis lumbriciformis (worm pipefish)
Lineage: Eukaryota; Metazoa; Chordata; Actinopteri; Syngnathiformes; Syngnathidae
Source: RefSeq, a predicted model, not a curated record